This is a messenger RNA of [Torrubiella] hemipterigena, 3575 nucleotides long. NCBI's taxonomy places the organism in Eukaryota, Fungi, Ascomycota, Sordariomycetes, Hypocreales, Clavicipitaceae. The record is from the annotation of a GenBank genome assembly.
CAGUGAUUCGCCGUCUUUGACUUGUUUGUCGGCUGGUUACAUCAUUUUCGGCGUCGUCGGCGUUGGCCACAUUGAGCAAAGCAAACAAAUCUCUUCCUGCACCGCACGUUGGUUCGGCCGCCCAACACAAGAAAGAAAAAAGCUGUACAAAGGGGGGGGGGAAUCAGUUCUUUUUUUUCUCUUGUUCUCCUCCUUUAGGAAGACCAGAUACUUUUAUUUCUUUUCUUUUUUUUUGAGGUUCCGGCUAGUCACCACCACUGCACCUCGGCAUCGUCACGGCCUCCUCUUUUGCCUGUCUUUUGCUUCUACUUGCAUAUUUUCCUUUGUUUUUGUCUCCCACCAUGACCAUGACACUCAACAUUGCGGCCGUCGGCUCAGCUGCUGCUGCUAGCAUCGUCGCAUAUCUCAUCUGGGCCGCCUAUCCCAAGCCCAUCCCUGGAAUCCCAUACAACAAGGACUCGGCCGUCUCUAUACUAGGAGACCUGCCGCGGCUGUUGGCGCAGAUCAAGCGCGACGGCGAUGUCAAGCGGUUCUUCAUUGCCGAGGCGUACAAGUUUGACGGGCCCAUCUUCCAGCUGUUCCUGUUUCCGUUCCGCCGCCCUGUCGUUGUCAUCUCCGACUUUGGCGAGAUCCGCGACAUCAUGAUGCACCGCGUCAAGGAGUUUGAUCGAUCUACUCGAUCCCGCGACAUCUUCCAGCCCAUCGGUCCUUGUUCACAAGUUACCCUAGCCACCGACGACAUCUGGAGGUUCCACCGGCGUCUUGUCCAGGACACCAUGUCACCCGUCUUUCUGCGCAACAUCGCCGCGCCCAACUUGUACAGCGCCUUUCAGAAUCUCAUUGUCCUCUGGAACCAGCGCUGCGAUUUGGCAGAUGGUCGCCCGUUUUCUGUUGCCCUCGAUUUCUCUGCUGCCACGUUUGACGGUGUCCUCGCCUUUACGUUUGGCCACGACUUUGCUCACUCAGCAACAAAACCGCACAUUGAGGCGCUAGCUGGUCUUUCAUCAGACGACCUCACCCACAGUUUAGGGAUGGAUGACGCCGUGGAGUUCCCGGCUGGGCCGCUGCACAGCGAUCUCGACUGUAUGCAGCGCGUGGCUACGCAGACAGAAAAGUGGUCGUCGUUUCCCAUGGUCAAGCUGGCUUGGCUGCUGUUUGGCAACACGGCCGAGUUCCGUAGACUUUUCAAAAUGAAGGAUGCUGUGAUUCAAGAGGAAAUUCGCAAGGCUGUAGUGAGCCAGACGCAGCACGAGGACGAUGAUACGCGCCUCAAGCACGCCAUUGACCUAAUUGUAAGUCGCGAGACGCGGCUUGCCGAAAAGGAUGGACGCCAGCCCGACUAUUAUUCACGGACACUCGUAGACGAGUUAUACGGCUUCCUCAUUGCCGGCCACGAAACAACAAGCAGCACAAUGGCAUGGACCAUCAAAAUCCUCACCGAAUUCCCAGCUGUCCAAACCAAACUGCGCUCCGUCCUCCACCAAACCCACUCCACCGCUGCCUCUGAAAAACGCAACCCUACCGUAGACGAGCUCAUGUCCCACACACCCGCCUACCUCGAGGCCUUCAUGGCCGAGACCCUUCGCUGGAAGACUCCCUCGCCCAUCAACUCCCGCACAGCUACCCAGGACGCCCGCAUCCUCGGCCACCACAUCCCCAAGCACACCACUGUCAACUUUGUCGCCGACGGGCCCAGCUUCCUCAGCCGCUCCCGCAAGGUCGACGACGCCCUGCGCACCGACACGUACCGCAAAGACCAGGCGACGUAUCCGAUGGCCGCGGAGACGGACGACAUGGACCAGUUUAUCCCGGAGCGGUGGCUGCGCGAGAACCUGGAGACGGGCGAUGUCGUGUUUGAUGUGAAUCUGUGGCCGAAUACGUCGUUUGGGCUGGGUCCGCGGGGCUGCUUCGGCAAGAAGCUCGCGUAUAUCGAGUACCAGUUUCUGAUUGUGCUGAUUGUGUGGAACUUUGAGCUGCUGGGUGUGCCGGAGACGUUGUCGGGCUGGGAGGGCUUUGUGCAGAUUGCGUAUAGGCCGCGGCAGUGCUAUAUCCGCGCGAGGAAGCUGGGUAUGGAUGGCCGCGUGUGAGGCGUUUUUUUUAUCUUUUAUUUUUAGCUAGGCGUUUUGGAGGGCUGCGUAUAGUAGCAUUGGAUAGUUUGCUUUUGGGUUAAUUUGGGUAUAAUAUUUAAUGCAUGACUACCAAUACGCAGGUACUGCGGCAUAAGCUGGCAUACAAAUCAAUCAACGCCAUAAACUCCUUCCGAUACCAUGAUUUCUCGUCCCUUGAUAUAUAAUUCAUCCCGUCUAUAUUUCUAUAUUUUUCGUACUUUCUUUCUCCUUUGUUGUAACGCCGUCUUUAACGCCUUCAACUUCUGACUCCUCUGGUAGAGAGACUGCGUUUAUACCUUCAACAAGCUCGUCCGUUUCGUCAGGCACCUGUCUCGGUAUCGAUUCGCUAUCUUCCUUUCGUUCGGUGAGAUUUCUCCCAUUGGUUUUCACUGCAUCUGCGCCACCAUUCGCAUCAACUGUAGGCUUCUGCUCCUCUUCAUGCGGCUGGGGCCCAAAGUACGUAAUACCGCCGUGUACCUCACCCGUUGGAGACUGUUGCUUAGACAGACCCAAAUCGUCACCAGUUUGAGUACCAGCAUCUGCCGCCACAUAGUUUGUUGAGUGUCUUGCUGAGCUCGAACUAGAGACCCCGCUGGUCCGGCGGCCAUCCACGCUCAUAAAGCCGUGGAACUUGUCGUACACGGGACUCUUUGGGCUCGGAUGAAACUCGAAAUCGUGGCUCGCACCGCGCUUAUGUGUCCCCGCGUCUGUAAUAUGUAGUCCUUCCUUCUCCAGCGCCAGAAACCCAUACGGAUCAGGAUCUGUCGCCUCCGGCACGCCAAACAGCCUAUCAUCCACUGUCCCCUCAGUAUCCAGCUCCCUGAGAAUACCCUCAUCAACAUCACUGCUCCCUUCAGCCGCUUUCAGCGUCUCCGUCAAGCGGCGAUACGACGCAGUAGGUGGAUUCUUCACUUUACCUGCCAAAAUAUCCGUCGCGCUAAUCUUCUCUCCGUAAAACUUUUCAUUCUCGUCAGACCGCUCAAUCACAAUAGUGCCGUCGACCUGGACGCCCGCAUAGAAGCCCCGCGACUUGAGAUACGUAAACACCGGCCGGUUCGCCUCUUUCCAUUUACCGUCAUUCUCUAGGAUGCCACCGACGCCCACGGGCCCAGCUACGGCGCUAAUCUCGCCGCCCACUGUCGCGCGCACCUUAGUAAACGACUCGAGCGCCUUGCGGUUGUUGAUGACGAGCACGCAGUCGUAAAUAUCGAUGCCGACGAGAAAGCCGAGUCCGGCCGUGUGCAGCAUGAUACCGGAUGGCGGCGACCAUGAGCCGUCUUCCGUGCGCGCGACGAGCACGCCUGAGCCGCCAGCGCCAGACAUCCAGAGGCCUGCGCGCAUGGUGGUGAAGAUGGCGAGGCCCACGGCAUUUUCAAUGACUUUUUGGGGAAUCUUUUUGAUGACGCGCUGCUGCUGCUUGGGGCCGUCUUUCGGUGUGUCGGUAGUGUCGUCUGCGUAGAAUCCGUC